Ochotona princeps (American pika) is the source of this 2043-nucleotide messenger RNA. It is a transcript of the gene ECM1, whose product is annotated as extracellular matrix protein 1. NCBI's taxonomy places the organism in Eukaryota, Metazoa, Chordata, Mammalia, Lagomorpha, Ochotonidae. Gene Ontology annotation, cellular component: extracellular region. The record is from RefSeq and is a predicted model, not a curated record. Gene Ontology annotation, biological process: regulation of bone mineralization; signal transduction. The transcript has 11 exons. The coding region runs from base 141 to 1841 and encodes 566 amino acids.
AUAAGGAGGAGAAGCAGCCAGCCCUGUAAGCCCAGCAGCAGCCGGAGAGGAGCAGCUUCCCGCAGCAGCCCGGCCCUUCACACCCACAUCUGCCUGAGAGGACCCUGGUGCUGGGUGCCAGGGACCAGUGCCUCCCCAGGAUGGGGACCAUGACUGGAGCAGCCCUGGUCUUGGCCUGCUUGGUUGUUGCUUCUGCCACCUCUGAAGGAGACCCCGGGACUUCAGAGCAGAAGGAGCUGAAGCCGCAGUACAGCCCACAGCCCCAUGUUCAGGAGGUGGGCUAUGCAGCGCCCCCAGCCCCACCCCUGACCCGAGGCCUUCUCCCGGAUCACCCUGACACCUCUCAACACGAGCUUCCCUUUGAGGGCCAGAGUGAAGUACAGCCAUCUUCCGUUAUGGUAGGCGUCCCAGUCCAACAGGAAGCACUGCCUCGCCUCCAGCUCCCUGCUGAAAGGCAAAGUGCCGUGGACCGCCCUCUUGUUUAUAAAUCCUUCCCCUUUCAAGAAGAGCUGCCUCAUCCUCAACUCCCUGUUGAGCAGAAGGAAGUGGAACCACUUCCUCCCCAACAGGAGCAGAAACCCUUCCCCGCCCAGCAGAGAGAGGAAGAGCCAGCUCCCUUUGUGGGUGAGGGCUCUCCAGAGCCUCUGUCCCAGAAGCCACCCCAGCACUGCCAACCGGGCCGAGCCCGCGGGAGCUGGGGCCCCCGGCUGGAUGGCUUCCCUCCUGGGCGGCCCUCUCCUGACAAUCUGAACCAGAUCUGCCUUCCCAACCGUCAACAUGUGGUCUACGGCCCCUGGAACCUGCCACAGACUGGCUUCUCGCACCUCACUCGUCAGGGGCAGACCCUCAAUUUGCUGGAGACUGGAUAUUCCCGUUGCUGCCGCUGCCGCAGCCGCACACACCGUCUAGAAUGUGCACAGCUUGUGUGGGAGGACGCAAUGACCCAGUUCUGUGAGGCCGAGUUCUCGGUCAAGACCCGACCCCAUCAGUGCUGUAGUCGGCAGCGGGAGGCUCGAUUCCGCUGCUUCCAGGAGGCUGCUCCCCAGCCGCACUACCACCUCCGGGCCUGCCCCAGCCACCGGCCUGGUAUCUCUUUGGGCCCCAAACUUCCUUUCCCCCCUGGGGCACCCACGCUGGACAAUGUCAAGAACAUCUGCCACUUGAAACGCUUCCGCUCUGUGCCACGCAACCUCCCAGCCACUGACCCCAUCCAAAGGCAACUGCACACACUGACCCAGCUAGAAGUGGAGUUCCAGCGUUGCUGCCGCCAGGGAAACAACUACAGCUGCGCCUGGAAGGCCUGGGAGGAUGCCCUUGAUGGAUACUGUGACCGGGAGCAGGCUAUAAAGACCCACCCUCACCCCUGCUGCCAGUACCCCCCCAGCCCUGUUCGGGAUGAGUGUUUUGCCCGUCAGGCUCCCUACCCCAACUACGACCACGACAUCUUGACCCUUGACCUCAGCCGAGUCACCCCUAACCUGAUGGGCCAUCUCUGUGGAAACCAACGUGUUCUCACCAAGCACAAACAGAUUCCUGGGCUGAUCCACAACAUGACUGCCCGCUGCUGUGAGCUGCCAUUUCCAGAACAGGCCUGCUGUGCCGAGGAGGAGAAAUUGGCCUAUGUCGAAGAUCUGUGCGGUCCCCGACGUAACUCCUGGAGAGACCCUGCCUUCUGCUGUGACUUGAGGCCUGGGGACGAACAGACCAACUGCUUCAACAUCAAUUACCUCAGAAAUGUGGCUCUCGUGGCCGGAGACAUGGGGGACUCCAGGGGCCAGCAGGAGCAGGGCCCAACUCGGGGAGCAACUGCCAGCCCCACCCUCAAGCCCAAGGCAGAGUGAGUCACCCCAGAGACUCGGAGGAUCAGUUGGAGGGAACCCCACCCUGCCCUAACCCGCAUACUGGGUCACACCCUCCUAAGCCUCUGGGAGUCCUGUCAGUGACCAGCUCCUGAGGCCCACCCCCGUGAUCCCCAUACUGGUCAGGCAACAGGUGCCCAGUGGGUUGGUGAUGGGGCCAUCACUAAACAGCUUGAGUUCGUUA